Messenger RNA from Rodentolepis nana, 762 nucleotides. The record is from the annotation of a GenBank genome assembly. Lineage: Eukaryota; Metazoa; Platyhelminthes; Cestoda; Cyclophyllidea; Hymenolepididae.
AUGCCUUCAAAGCUUUCUCAGUCAAAAGGAGAUUGGGUUUGUAGCGAUUCGAGAUGUGGAAAUAUAAAUUUUGCUCGCCGUGAUAAAUGCUAUAAAUGUGGCCGUCCUAAGCCUCGUCAAGAUCAAAGUAGUUCUGUUAAACAAGUCGGUAAGGAGUUUGCGGAAAAGAGUCGCGGCCUAUUUAAUCCCGAUGACUGGGAAUGCAAAGGCUGCGGAAACGUGAAUUGGGCUCGACGGACAAACUGCAACGUCUGCAAUGCUCCUAAAAUAAACACUCAUGGCCAAAGAACUGGUUAUGGUGGUGGCUACAUGGAGCGUGAUGAAGUUGUUGACUACAAACGACAUGAGGAUUCCGACGACGAAUUCGAUGAGUUUGGAUUGAGAAAAAAGAAAUACAGAAGGAAUAACGCCGAUAGAGGUGCUGGAGAUCAACGGGCAGAAGGACAACAUUCAGAUGAGGAUGAACAGACUUUAGAGAUUAGGAAUGAAGAAGAGGAAUCGGGAGAUGAUGAAGACUUGUCGAAAUAUGAUAUAGUCGGUGAUGACGAUGAGGCUGUUGAGAAAUCAGCCAAAGUUACGAUCACUAAAAAUGGGGGCUUAAAGUCUGAUUCAGAAUCUUCACUCGGAAGCAACAGCAGUGGUGACAGUAGCGACAGUGAGAGUUCUAGUUCUUCCAGCAGUUCGUCAUCAUCAUCUUCGGAGAGUGAGUCCUCUGACAAUGAAGACGAAGAGAAAAAUAGCAUGAGCAAGGAUAGUUCAUAA